AUGGUUCUUGCAGCCGUGGGACAACUUUGCUCGACAGCGAACAUAACUUCCAAUCUAGCCCAAUGUCAGACAUUGAUCCGGAAAGCCGCAGCGGCAGGUGCUAAGGUCCUAUUCUUGCCCGAGGCCUCGGACUAUAUUGCUUCCUCGGCAGAAGAGUCAUUUUCUCUAGCCAAAUCAGGGGAAUGUGGUGACUUUAUUCUAGCCCUGCAGCAACAAGCCAAGCUUGAAAAAAUUCACAUAAAUGUCGGCAUACACGAAAUUGCUUCUGAAUAUCGACUCAAGAAUUCAUUGGUCUGGAUUGACGACAAGGGAAUCAUUACCCAGAAUUAUCAGAAGGUCCACCUCUUCGAUGUCGAUAUACAGGGAGGCCCUAUGCUAAAAGAGAGCGCCAACGUUGAACCUGGACCACGCAUUCUGCCGCCCUUUGAGACGCCUGUGGGACGUGUUGGUUUAGCCAUCUGCUUUGAUCUGCGUUUCCCGGAGAUUAGCUUGGCCUUGAGGCGUCAGAAUGCCGAGGUCAUAACUUAUCCAUCGGCAUUUACUGUACCGACUGGUAAAGCUCAUUGGGAAUCUUUACUUCGAGCAAGGGCUAUUGAGACACAGUCAUAUGUUAUAGCAGCUGCUCAGGCAGGUCCCCAUAAUGAGAAGAGGCGGAGUUAUGGGCAUUCUAUGAUUAUCAACCCGUGGGGCGAAGUGGUUGCGAAAUUAGGUGACGAAUAUCAGGAACCCGAGAUUGCAACUGCAGACAUCGAUCUCGAUCUCGUUUCGAAGAUCCGGAGAGAGAUGCCCCUGCUCAGGCGAACUGAUAUCUACCUAGAAGUUUAG
Messenger RNA from Penicillium macrosclerotiorum, 825 nucleotides. RefSeq names its product carbon-nitrogen hydrolase family protein. Lineage: Eukaryota; Fungi; Ascomycota; Eurotiomycetes; Eurotiales; Aspergillaceae. Gene Ontology annotation, molecular function: hydrolase activity, acting on carbon-nitrogen (but not peptide) bonds, in linear amides. The transcript has 5 exons. The record is from RefSeq and is a predicted model, not a curated record. Bases 1 to 825 code for a protein of 274 amino acids.